Knipowitschia caucasica is the source of this 1881-nucleotide messenger RNA. The record is from the annotation of a GenBank genome assembly. NCBI's taxonomy places the organism in Eukaryota, Metazoa, Chordata, Actinopteri, Gobiiformes, Gobiidae.
AUGAUGGACGUAGUUUCUCCUCUUCUGCAAGAACUGGUUUCAGACGACACAGAGACGGACCUUUAUGAGCGGCUGUCUCAGGGUUUGAGUGCAGGAAAGUACCAAGAGCUGAAAGACCAGAUCACACGCACUGUUACUGAGAAUCUGGCACCGCGGAAAGGACGCCGCAGCAGCCGCAGCAGCUGCAGGAGACUAGCAGAGGCUCACAUUGAGUCUGUCAUGGAGGACAUCAGCACAUGGCUUUGCCUCCAACUGCAGCAGGAGGAUAACCCUGUCAAGACUAGUCUCCGAAAAAUACGACGGAUCGUAGCCUCAAAGACCCAGGACCAGGAGCAGGACCAGCAGGAAAACCUCUCCACGAGUCCAGAUCCAGGACUAAAGGAAACAGCUGCGAGUGGAGCAGAGAGAGAAGUGAAGAGCAGCUUCUCCUCACAGCACUUUGCAAACACACAGACUGACACUGUGCGCUGGGGUGGGCUGCUGUAUGAAGUGUCCUCUUUAGUCUUACGCUCCACAAACAUGGACCAGGUGACAGCUUUUGGGAAAGAGUUGAUGGAACUGUUGGAGCAGGAGAAGUCCUCAUGGAACAUCCAGGUGGAGCUGAACAAAGACAGUGUGGAGACCAUUGCACAGGCCGUGUACAAAGACCUGUGCAGAUGGAGAGGAAAGAGUGCGGUGAGUCAGAGCGCCCAGCUCCUGCCCGACUACAACAUCCAGGUCCUUGAGAGCAUCCGUCGACAUGUGGAGAGGCCCCUGCAGAAGCGCACAGUGGGCUCAGUCUUCAGAUCUGUGUCACGAGCUCAGAAGGGCUUUGAACUUCACUCGGGUCGAUCUGCAACCAUGAGAGCAAUGUUGGGACUUGCCGUUUUUGUGGGACUCAUUUCUGCUGGAAGUGCACAAAAUAAAUCAGAACUCUCCCAACUUCCACUCAAACCAUUCUAUCCAGUCCAACCCACAAACCAACUGCCUGAUCCACUUCCAGUGCUCAAGCUCAGUGAACCACGCUGUUGGACCAAGUGGCUGGACCGGGACGACCCCUCAGGGGAGGGGGACUUUGAGACCCUGGCCGACCUCCUGGAGGAAUCCCCGGAUGAUGUGUGUCCCGAGCCAGUGGACGUGGAGGCCCUGACUCUGGCGGGAAAGACCCCAGCAGUUGCCGGAGAUACUGUGGUGAUGAACGUAAAUGAGGGUUUUUACUGCAAGAACAAAGACCAAAAGGACAAAAAGUGCAACGACUACAAAGUCCGCUUCAGCUGCCCUCCCGAGUUCUGCAAACCCCAAUUGCCUGAUCCAUAUCCAGUGCUCAGUGAACCACGCUGUUGGACCAAGUGGCUGGACCGGGGCGACCCCUCAGGGGAGGGGGACUUUGAGACCCUGGCCGACCUCCUGGAGGAAUCCCCGGAUGAUGUGUGUCCCAAGCCAGUGGACGUGGAGGCCCUGACUCUGGCGGGAGAGACCCCAGCAGCUGCUGGAGAUACUGUGGUGAUGAACGUAAAUGGUUUUUACUGCAAGAACAAAGACCAAAAGGACAAAAAGUGCAACGACUACAAAGUCCGCUUCAGCUGCCCUCCCGAGUUCUGCAAACCCCAAUUGUGCUGGACCCAGUGGUUUGACCGCGAUGACCCCAGUGGGACCGGGGACUGGGAGACUCUGGCUGAUCUUCAGAAACAGAAUCCAAAGCAGAUCUGUGACCGACCACAGCAGAUCGAGGUGGUGACCACGGUGGGGGAGCAUCCCGCCCUCUCCACCAAUCAGCAGUCCCUAUUCUACAUAUUCAAUCCCCUGGAGGGCUUCGUCUGUAAGAACAGCAAGACCCAGCGCUGCCUCGACUACAAGGUGCGCUUCGCCUGCUGCUGCGAGGACAAAGGACCCAAACCCUAG